Cotesia glomerata is the source of this 1271-nucleotide messenger RNA. RefSeq lists its product as uncharacterized. NCBI's taxonomy places the organism in Eukaryota, Metazoa, Arthropoda, Insecta, Hymenoptera, Braconidae. Bases 241 to 1116 code for a protein of 291 amino acids. The transcript is spliced from 5 exons. The record is from RefSeq and is a predicted model, not a curated record.
CCAUUUUUAUUUCGUCACUGAGUGGUACGUCGUAGUAGUAAACUGAGCAACGCGUCUGAGCAAUUCUUUUAUACUUGUAUUGGGAUUUUUGUAAUGAAAGUUUUAAUAUCAUUAAAUACAUCAUAACUUACUAAAAAUUAUUGAAUUGUUGUUGUUCGAUGUUAUACUGAUUCAUGUUUUAAUGAAUAUAGUAUAACAUAAUCAGUCAGAAUUAAUAUUUGGUCUUGUGUAUGAAAAGUCAUGCCACCAUCUAGUAAGGAGAGUGAAACCGAUAGUGAUUGCAGCAGUAAAAGUAAUAGCAGAUCAGCGAAGAAUGUUCAAUUUAAGAUUAGCAAGGAUGCUGAAUUGGCAGUACAGGGAUUGAAGCAACCGAAAUUAAUUCCAAUAAUAAAAGAUGGCCAACACUUGAAAAUAGUGAAGAUAGUCCAUUCGUCAGAAAAUUCUCAAUCUACACCACAUAAACCUGGAGAAAAUUCACAGAUUACAGGAUCCGUUGGUUCAAUGCAGACUAUCCUUCGUGCAAUUCUACAAACUACACAAAACAACACUGCAUUAUUGAAUUCACUCUCAGAAAAAGUAGAUGAGCAAAAAGAGAUGAUUUCCACCUUGACAGCUUCAAUAAAUCAGCGCCAAAACCCAGGACAUUCAGCAUCGAUGAGUGCCAAGCCUGAUUUUUUGCCUUUCUCAACUGUUGCAGAGAUAAAGGAGUACGAAGGAACAACAGAACAACGAAGGAAUCAAUUAAAAAAUUAUGUGAGCAGUUUCCGAGGAGGAAAAUCCAUAUCGGAUAAUAUCCGAUAUGUAUUGAAAAAUAAUUUUCUCAUGAAAGAUGAAUUGUUGAUUACAUAUAAUUAUAUUGAGUCAAGUAAGGGGAAACCCAAUACUAUAGCUGGCUCUACGCUCGAUCGUGAUUUACUGUCGGCUUUUCGAAGUAUGUAUCCGAACUUAACGGUUCAUCAAUACCAUGAAGCAUUCAAAGGCGCAAUGAAAGCAGCAGAUUCUCGUUUAAAAAAGAAAAAACCUGACUUGGUACUGUCUAAAAAAAGAAAGAAGACAGAUUUUACAGAAAAAUUUUACACUGAUUCGCAGGAAAAUCAACCUCCAACAAGCGAUUAAAAUCUACUUUUUUCUGUCUUUUAUUUUUUUAUUUUAUAUUUAUUAAAACUAUUGGUGUAAUUAAAAAUACUACUUAUCACUAUAAGUGAUAUUAAUGUGAAACAUCUAAUAUCACGAGCCAAAAAAAAUAAAUUUUGAAUUUUCAAACCUUGUAA